Messenger RNA from Alnus glutinosa, 1348 nucleotides. Its product is annotated as ultraviolet-B receptor UVR8-like. Lineage: Eukaryota; Viridiplantae; Streptophyta; Magnoliopsida; Fagales; Betulaceae. The transcript has 8 exons. The coding region runs from base 57 to 1262 and encodes 401 amino acids. The record is from RefSeq and is a predicted model, not a curated record.
AGGAAAAUGUUGCAGGAAGGUCCAUAGUUGAAGAUUGGGGUAAGAACGUGGCGACAAUGGAACACAAUGAAAAAGGAAUAGAAGCAAAGCACGACGACGAGGAUGAAGAGGAGCGACAAGAAGUACAAGGAAUAUGGAGUUGGGGAGCAGGAACGGAGGGGCAGCUGGGCACGGGCAGGCUAGAGGAUGAGCACCUCCCUCAGCUGCUUCACCUUCCUUCUCUGGCCUCCUCCGCUGCACCCAUUUCUUUGCUCACCUGUGGCGGCGCUCACGUUGUCGCCUUGACCUCCGGUGGUAGGGUACUGACAUGGGGAAGGGGUACAUCUGGCCAACUAGGCCAUUGUGACAUGGUUAAUAGCUUUUAUCCGAAGCUUGUCGCUUCCUUGCAGGCUUAUUUCAUUGCCCAUGUUUCUGCUGGAUGGAACCACUCUGGAUUUGUUUCAGAUAGUGGGUGUCUUUUUACCUGCGGGGAUGGGUCGUUUGGUCAGCUUGGGCAUGGGGACUACAGGUCACAUUGCUCUCCUGUAAGAGUCUCAUACUUUGUUAAUAAGCAUGUUGAACAGAUAGCUUGUGGUAUGCGCCAUUCGCUUGUGUUGUUGAAAGGUUCUUCAGGAUUUCAAAUUUAUGCAUUUGGGUCUGGGAAGCGUGGUCAACUAGGUAUCUCCAACGUUAAGACCAAAUCAGUUAGUCUUCCUGAAGUAACUCAUGGAUUGGAGGAUGUCAGAAUCGUUAGCAUAACUGCAAAUGGAGAUCAUAGUGCAGCAUUAUCUGUUGAUGGACAUCUUUACACUUGGGGAAGAGGGUUCAGUGGCAGUGCAGAUGCUCACUUUCCUCAGCGUUUACUUUCAUCUUUCUUGUUUACCAGAGCAGCUCUUGGAUGGAACCAUGCUCUAGCAUUGACUAGUGAUGGGGAAGUUUUUAUGCUCGGUGGCAGCCACCAUGGAGUCCUUGGUGAUCUUGAGAAAAUGAGCCCAAAGCAAUUACCUGAUCCCAGAGGCGCUAUUCUGGAGAAGGUCCAUGCUGUUGAUGGUUUAAAAAUUGAGCAUAUUGCAGCCGGAGCUGAGCACUCUGCAGUGGUAACAGAAAAUGGAGAAAUAAAGACAUGGGGUUGGGGUGAACAUGGUCAACUUGGCUUGGGGAAUACAUGUGACCAAACUUGCCCUCAAGCAGUCAGCUUAAGUAACAAUCUCAACGAAGCUGCCACAUUCGAAGUUUAUUGUGGUAGUGGGUUUACAUUUGCCAUACAGAAUCCUUGUGUAUAAUCAUAUCCAUGCUUAACUUCUUUUGCCCCUUGACAAAAGAAAAAGAAAAAGAAAAGGCUGCUUAGCCAUAUUUUUCAUAUGUUUAA